CCAACCUACAACGCCAGUGAUCCUAAACUCAGCGCUGCCACUUCGGCGCCUGCUGCCUCAGCGGCCAGGACUGCGGCGCUACGCCCGCUCGCUCGGGCGGCCACCGGCGAGUUCUGGACGUUAGUGGGUCGGUGCAUCUGUCCAAAGAGAACUUCCAGAUCCACGGCUCCGCGAUGACUCUGGCCUCGCUGCUGCUUGGGCUGCUGCUGCUUCCCGCGCCCUGCAGAGAGACAUCAGUCCAUCCUGCAUGUCAAGACAGUGGCAGACUAGGUGGACUUCAGUCUGCUGGAACUAGAGUGCUGAGCUGCCGACUGACCACUGAGCAAGCAUCCCUGUCCACCAGUCUUCACGCACCGUGCUCACCAAAUAUUCUUGGUCUUAAUUCCACUACUGAAAAGGCAGAAGAAACCAAGCCAGAUCAGCUCUUCCCAGGACCUUUACCGGGGAACCUGCCAGCUAACCACCCCAGUGAGUACCAGCAGUCACGGUCCCAGACUGGAAGAUCACUUCCAGCACACAUAGCCGCUCCCCAGGUGACGUCUUCAUCAUCAAAGCUCCUACCUCCUGUUGCAUUUAAUCCCACGGUUGGACACAUAAUACUUUCGGAGCAUAAAAAUGUCAAAUUUAAUUGUUCGAUCAAUAUUCCUAACACGUACCAAGAAACAGCUGGCAUUUCGUGGUGGAAAGAUGGAAAGGAAUUGCUCGGAGCACAUCAUUCAAUCACACAGUUUUAUCCUGAUGAGGAAGGGGUGUCAAUAAUUGCAUUGUUCAGUAUAACCAGCAUGCAGCGCUCAGACAAUGGAUCGUAUAUCUGUAAGAUGAAGGUGAACGACAGAGAGAUUGUAUCUGAUCCCAUAUACGUGGAAGUUCAAGGACUUCCUUACUUUAUUAAGCAGCCCGAGAGUUUGAAUGUCACCCGAAACACAGCCUUCAACCUCACCUGCCACGCUGUGGGCCCACCUGAGCCCAUCAACAUCUUCUGGUUUCAAAACAGCAGCCGCAUUAAUGAAAAACCAGAAAGGUCCCCAUCUGUCCUAACCGUACCUGGUCUGACCGAGACAGCCGUCUUCAGCUGUGAGGCCCACAAUGACAAAGGACUCACGGUGACCAAGGGUGUGCAGAUCAACAUCAAAGCAAUCCCCUCCCCACCAACUGAAGUCCACAUCCUCAGCAGCACAGCACACAGCAUCCUGGUCUCCUGGGUCCCAGGUUUCGAUGGAUUCUCCCCAUUUCAGAACUGCAGCGUUCAGGUCAAGGAAGCUGACCUGCUGAGUAAUGACUCAGUCAUGAUUUUUAAUACUUCGGCUUCGCCACAUCUGUAUGAAAUCCAGCAGCUGCAAGCCCUGGCUAAUUACAGCAUCGGUGUGUCCUGCCGGAAUGAAAUUGGCUGGUCUGCAGUAAGCUCUUGGAUUCUGGCCAGCACAACAGAAGGAGCUCCGUCUGUCACACCUUUAAACAUCACUGUGCUUCUGAACGAAUCUAACAGUAGCGUGGAUAUCAGAUGGAUGAAGCCUCCAAUUAAGCGGCAGGAUGGGGAACUGGUGGGCUACAGGAUCUCUCACGUGUGGGAGAGUUCGGGGACUUCCAAAGAACUUUCUGAAGAAGUCAGUCGGAAUGGCAGCUUGGCUCAGAUUCCUGUCCAAAUCUACAAUGCUACCUGCACAGUGAGGAUUGCAGCCAUCACUAAAGGGGGUGUUGGACCUUUCAGCGAGCCAAUGAAAAUAAUCAUUCCUGAAUACAGUAGGGCCGAUUACGCACCCUCGUCGACUCCAGCGCCUGGCAACACGGAGUCCAUGCUCAUCAUUCUUGGCUGCUUUUGUGGAUUUGUUUUAAUCGGGUUGAUUUUGUAUAUUUCUCUGGCCAUCAGAAGAAGAGUCCAGGAAACAAAGUUUGGGGGUGCAUUCUCUGAGGAGGAUUCCCAAUUAGUCGUAAAUUACAUAGCAAAGAAGUCCUUCUGUCGGCGAGCCAUCGAGCUUACCCUGCACAGCUUGGGGGUGAGCGAGGAGCUGCAAAAUAAACUAGAAGAUGUCGUGAUUGACAGAAACCUUCUAAUUCUUGGGAAAAUUCUGGGUGAAGGAGAGUUUGGGUCUGUAAUGGAAGGCAAUCUGAAGCAGGAAGAUGGGACAUCUCAGAAGGUAGCGGUGAAGACCAUGAAGUUGGACAACUUUUCUCACCGGGAGAUCGAGGAGUUUCUCAGUGAAGCAGCGUGCAUGAAAGACUUCAACCACCCAAACGUCAUCCGGCUCCUAGGCGUGUGUAUAGAAAUGAGCUCUCAAGGCAUCCCAAAGCCCAUGGUGGUUUUACCCUUCAUGAAAUACGGAGACCUGCAUACGUUCCUGCUAUAUUCCCGGAUAGAAUCCAGACCAAAGGUAACAGGCCGCUCGUGCUGCCUCUUAACUGUCCCUGAAGCUUUUAUGACACCUGGGACAACCUAUGAGUCUCUGAAAAUGCAGAGGAGGACACUGGCCUUGGUUCAGAGUUCUCUGUUACGAGAUGACAUGACAGUCUGUGUAGCAGACUUUGGCCUCUCGAAGAAGAUUUACAGUGGUGAUUAUUACCGCCAAGGCCGCAUUGCCAAAAUGCCUGUGAAGUGGAUCGCCCUAGAGAGCCUGGCUGACCGAGUCUACACGAGCAAAAGUGACGUGUGGGCUUUUGGCGUGACCAUGUGGGAAAUAGCCACACGGGGAAUGACUCCCUACCCUGGAGUCCAGAACCAUGAAAUGUAUGAUUACCUUCUCCAUGGCCACAGGCUGAAGCAGCCGGAGGACUGCCUGGAUGAACUGUAUGACAUCAUGUACGCUUGCUGGAGUGCUGACCCCUUGGACCGACCAACCUUCUCAACCUUGAGACUGCAGCUGGAAAAGCUCUCCGAGAGCCUGCCUGAUGCGCAGGACAAAGAGUCCAUCAUCUACAUCAAUACCCAGUUGCUAGAGAGCUGCGAGGGCCUGGCCAACGGGCCCUCCCUCGCUGGGCUGGACAUGAACAUUGAUCCUGACUCCAUCAUUGCCUCUUGCGCUCCCAGUGCCACCAUCAGCGUGGUCACAGCCGAAGUUCAUGAGAACAGCCUCCAGGAGGAAAGAUACAUCUUGAACGGGGUGGGUGAAGAAUGGGAAGAUGUGGCCUCCACUCCUUUUGCUACAGCCCCCCCUGGAAAGGAUGCUGUCUCACCAGAGGACAAACUCAGCAAAAAUGGGAUCUCCUGGUCUCACAGCAGCACGCUCCCCUUGGGGAGCCCACCACCAGAUGAACUUUUGUUUGCAGAUGAGUCCUCUGACGACUCUGAAGUCCCCAUGUGAGGCCAACUGAGUGGAGGCGGGACAGGACCAAGCAAAUACUGCUGCGUGGGACCUGGUUGUCUUAGCUGCUUUCUUAUUGCUGUAAUGAAACACCAUGACCAAGGCAACCUAGAAGAGAAAGGGUUUAAUUAGGUUUACAGUUUCAGAGGGUUUGAAUCCAUGCUUGCAGAAGGAAGGCAUGGUGGCAGAAAACAGCUAAGUGCUUACAUCUUGAGUGGCGAGCAAGAGAUAGGAAGUACUCUGGGAAAUGGCACCGCUCUUUUGAAGCAUCAAAGCCAGUGACAAACCUCCUUCAAUAAGGCCAUACCUCCUAAUCCUUCCCAAACAAGUCUACCAACUGGAGACUAAGCAUUCAAACCUACAAACCUAUGGAGCCAUUCCAAUUCAAAACGCCACACUGGUUAUACCUGAUGUUUUGGUAUUUGUUUUUCUUACUUACUCCACUUGUAAAGUCCAUGGCCUCACAGCACCAGGUGAAUGCUGUCAAGUCAGUUUUCACUAUAAAUACAUAACCAGGGCCUAGAGAGACGGCUCACGGGACUAAGAGUGCCUGCUGUCCUUGCAAAGGACCUAAGUUGAGUUGCCAGUAACGAAAUCAGGUGGCUCAUGACCACCUGUAACUCCAGAUCUCGUGCUCACUUCCAGCCUCUGAGGGCACCUGCACACAUGAGACCUGCAGUCACAUAUAAAUCAAAAUAAACAUAAACAGCAAGGCUUGGAGUGUGGCUCCGCAGCUAAGUGUAUGCUCGACCUGUGGGCUGCCCUGUGUUCCAUCCUAGGGCCCCCAGACAAUACAGAAUAAAAAUACAGAGGCGUGGGGGGUGGGGUGGACAGGGGGAAAGCUGAGUUGGUAAAAGCCUUGACUUAUAAGCACAAGGAUGUCAAUCUGUUCCCCAGAGCCUAUGGAACAAAAAGUUGGGUGUGUGGCACAUACUUGUAAUCUCAGUGCUGGGAAAGUGGAGUCUGGUGGAUUUCUGACACUCACAGGGCAGCUUGCCUAGGUGAGUUUCAGGCCAAGUGAGACCCUGUCUCAAAGAAAAAUGGUGGACAGCACCUGAGGAGUGAUACUUGAUGCUGUCCUUUGACCUACACACACACACACACACACACACACACACACACACACACCAGAACAUUCAUAAGCAUGUACACACAAGAAAAUAUAAAUAAAAUCAUAAUAUAUUUAUUUAAAGAGUGAACAUAUUUGUAUAUGGUGGAGAGAGACAUAUUUUAAUAAAAGAUGACUUAUUUCACUGACCUUGCAGAUCUUAAACUAUAUUCCUCAGUGUUAACAUUUGUAUGGAAUCAAUGAUGCUUUUUUAAAGUCGUUUUCUUUUCCACAGUAUUAAAUGUAAAAGUGUUUCUAAAAUGA
This is a messenger RNA of Alexandromys fortis (reed vole), 4668 nucleotides long. RefSeq names its product MER proto-oncogene, tyrosine kinase (gene Mertk). Lineage: Eukaryota; Metazoa; Chordata; Mammalia; Rodentia; Cricetidae. The transcript has 19 exons. Bases 174 to 3296 code for a protein of 1040 amino acids. Gene Ontology annotation, molecular function: transmembrane receptor protein tyrosine kinase activity; protein binding; ATP binding. Gene Ontology annotation, cellular component: plasma membrane; signaling receptor complex. The record is from RefSeq and is a predicted model, not a curated record. Gene Ontology annotation, biological process: nervous system development; cell migration; positive regulation of kinase activity.